GGGACGCCGGUGUUUCGUUGUCUAACCUUUUACAAAGUAAGUGCUUCAGCAAUUAGGCGCUUGUAUGCAUCGCAAGUCGCUUGGUCUUUUAACAGGUGCAUAUAGAACUGAAAAAGGCUCACUCAGACAGAAAACAUGGCUGCAGACCCAGCCAGAGAGAAGGCCCUACAGGACUACAGGAAGAAGCUAAUGGAACACAGAGAGGUGGAAGGUCGCUUGAAAGAGAUGCGUGAGCAGCUAAAGGAGCUGACCAAGGAGUACGACAAGUCAGAGAACGACCUCAAGGCGCUGCAGAGCGUGGGCCAGAUCGUGGGCGAGGUGUUGAAGCAGCUGACCGAGGACAAAUUUAUCGUGAAGGCCACCAACGGGCCGCGGUACGUGGUCGGCUGCCGGCGCCAGCUGGACAAGACCAAGCUGAAGUCGGGCACGCGCGUGGCGCUCGACAUGACCACGCUGACCAUCAUGCGCUACCUGCCGCGCGAGGUCGACCCCAUGGUGUACAACAUGUCGCACGAGGACCCCGGCGACGUCACCUACUCCAGCGUCGGCGGGCUGGGUGAACAGAUCCGCGAGCUGAGAGAGGUGAUCGAGCUGCCUCUGAUGAACCCGGAGCUCUUCAUCCGGGUGGGUAUCACGCCACCCAAGGGCUGCCUGCUGUACGGGCCGCCCGGCACCGGCAAGACGCUGCUGGCGCGCGCCGUGGCUGCCCAGCUGGACGCCAACUUCCUCAAGGUGGUGUCGAGCGCCAUCGUCGACAAGUACAUCGGCGAGUCGGCCCGACUGAUCCGAGAGAUGUUCAACUACGCCAAGGACCACCAGCCGUGCAUCAUCUUCAUGGACGAGAUCGACGCCAUCGGCGGCCGGAGGUUCUCCGAGGGCACGUCCGCGGACAGGGAGAUCCAGCGCACCCUGAUGGAGCUGCUCAACCAGAUGGACGGCUUCGACUCGCUGGGACAGGUGAAGAUCAUCAUGGCGACGAACCGGCCGGACACGCUGGAUCCGGCGCUGCUGCGGCCCGGCCGGCUGGACCGCAAGAUCGAGAUCCCGCUGCCCAACGAGCAGGCGCGCCUCGACAUCCUCAAGAUCCACGCCGGCCCCAUCACCAAACACGGCGACAUCGACUACGAGGCGGUGGUGAAGCUGUCCGACGGUUUCAACGGCGCCGACCUGCGUAACGUGUGCACGGAGGCCGGGCUGUUCGCCAUCCGUGCCGACCGCGAGUACGUCGUCGACGAGGACUUCAUGAAGGCCGUCAGGAAGGUGGCCGACAACAAGAAGCUGGAGAGCAAGCUCGACUAUAAGCCACUCUAGGCGCGGCCGCCGCCGCUGCGUGACGCUGGUCUGUGACGUCACGGUUGUUUGAGUGACGUCACAGGAGGUGCUCGGUAGCAGGGCUGGCGGAGCCGGGCCCUGUGGUUGCGGUGGCCGCUGAGCCGGGCGGAGAGCGCCGCAGCAGGUGACAGUGCGCAGGGACGUGCUGCCGGUGGAUAACAAAGCACCGCCGGCUAAGAACCGCCGAUUGCGGCCCUUCUCAUACAUCUCGACGACCGAUAUGUUCGCUUCUUGCGGUGACUUUGCAGCCGCGAGAUCCGCGAAAGACAGCCAUGUCUACCAAAUACAGAUAUACGAACAGAACUAA
Messenger RNA from Pollicipes pollicipes, 1639 nucleotides. It is a transcript of the gene Rpt4, whose product is annotated as Regulatory particle triple-A ATPase 4. NCBI's taxonomy places the organism in Eukaryota, Metazoa, Arthropoda, Thecostraca, Pollicipedomorpha, Pollicipedidae. The coding region runs from base 136 to 1311 and encodes 391 amino acids. Gene Ontology annotation, molecular function: ATP binding; ATP hydrolysis activity. The transcript has 9 exons. The record is from RefSeq and is a predicted model, not a curated record.